Bicyclus anynana (squinting bush brown) is the source of this 8064-nucleotide messenger RNA. RefSeq lists its product as uncharacterized. Gene Ontology annotation, cellular component: membrane; Golgi apparatus; trans-Golgi network transport vesicle. The coding region runs from base 47 to 2257 and encodes 736 amino acids. Gene Ontology annotation, biological process: negative regulation of protein localization to cell surface. Lineage: Eukaryota; Metazoa; Arthropoda; Insecta; Lepidoptera; Nymphalidae. The record is from RefSeq and is a predicted model, not a curated record. The transcript has 14 exons. Gene Ontology annotation, molecular function: transmembrane transporter binding.
UUAUCAACAAGAGGCUAGUCAUGUCAACAACAAGUUUAUUGUGAAAAUGGCGACGACCGGAGUUGGAUUUCGAUGGUUAGAUAUAUUGGAAAAAGAAUUCGACAAAGCAUGUGUCGAAUUAGAUACCUCUUUAGUGGAAAUGGAUACAGAAGAUCCAGAAGUAGUAUUCUCUGCUCGUCAGAAGAUCACUACUCUGAGCUCCUGUUUUGCACAGUUGACUCACAAGGCUCUAACUAUAUUUCAAAGCAGUGCAAAACUUGAGGCCGAGCUUGUGGAUAUGAGGGCGGAAUUAGUGCAGGCUCGGGCCGCAGGAGGGUGUCAAGAUAGCGGAGACGUGGCAGGCAACGUACCGGACACGGCGCGGGCGCGUGCCGAGGCCGCGCAACUCGCUCGGGAAAACGUCGCGCUCAGGGAAACUGUGCUUGCGCUGCAUUCAGAGCUUUUUGGAGCAAGAUUAGCCACAAAGUAUUUAGAUAAAGAACUCGCGGGAAGAAUACAACAGUUACAACUGAUGGGUAGUGGCAUGCGGGCGGAACUAAGAGAUUCAUUAUGGGCUCAGGUGGAAGCGGAGAUCCUCCUGCAGCGCCACAAGACGCUGGUGCGCGUGUGCCGCGGCCUGGCACCGCGUGCGCCGCGCCCGCCCGACAGCUCGCGCGCGCCGCCCGCCCCGCGCACCGUGCGCGUGCGCCGCUCGCCGCACCUGGGCCUCGGCAUCUCCGUCACCGGAGGUCGCGAGCACGGUGUGCCGAUCCUCAUCUCGGAGCUGGAGGCGGGCGGGCCGGCCGCGCUGACGGGCGAGCUGUACGUGGGCGACGCCAUCCUCGCCAUCAACGACCAUGACCUCACGCAGGCUUGCCAUAAAGAAGCAGUUCAGGCGCUACAGAGCGUCAAAGGUGACUGCGCCCUCUGCGUUCAGUUCAUCGCUACUGACGAUGACGACCGACUCUCUGAAGAUAAUUACAGAUUUCCCUUAUAUCCUGACGAUGACGAUGUCUACGAAGAGGAGCCAGACGCGUCAGGCGCCACGCCCACCGCGCCGCGCACCCCGGACUACAACCACCACGCAUCGGGCAGUGAAUGCGGGGACGACGGGCCGUACGGCGCGCGGGGCGAGGGGGAGUACGACACACGCGGCGGGCUGUAUGCGGGGGGCGGGGGCGCUCCGUACGGCGUGCGGGAGGGAGGGGCGUACGACGCUCGCGGCGAUAGCAGCCUGUACGCGAGCGGGGACGGGGCGCCCUACGCCUUGCGGGGGGACGGGGCGCCCUACGGUGUGCGAGGGGAUGGCGCACCCUACGGCGUGCGGGAGGGUGGGGCGUACGGCGCGUACGACGUGCGGAACGACGUGGAGGUCGCCGGCUCGCACUACGCCGACUACAACAACGUGAACAACCUCUCCAUACUCGACAUGGACGAUGACUCCAUCAAAAUAGAAGCUCGACUGGAGAUGGCGCCGGUGUCGGGCUCGUCCACGUCGCCGCGUUCCACGCCUGUGCACUCUAGGACUUCGCUCAAGAAGAAACGCAAACCGCAGGAUUGGCGCACUAAAGGCGCUUACUGCGCGGUUUCGGACGCACAGUCUUCGGACGAGCCGCACGCAGCCUUGAACCACCAGACCGAACCCUCCGCCAACCGGUCCGAACCCUUGAACCAUCGGCCCGACCCACCAAACCUAAGAACUGACCCACCCAACCACUGGUCCGAUUCGUUAAAUCAUCGAACAGACUUGGUCAACCAUCGGCCUGAGAUCAACGACAACGUGACAGCCUCACAAGACACUUGUAAACCGCCGAUCUCAGAAUAUCUACCGAUGCCGCAAGAAGCAUCUCGCACGUUAACGGCUUCGGUGGCUGCUGUAACGACUUCGACGUCCAACGCUACGUCCACGACGUCCAACGCUGCCUCAAUAACGUCCAAUGCUACUUCAGCUAUGUCCAACGCUACGUCCACAAUGUCCAGCGCAGCGUCUACGUUAAAGUCCAGCGCGACGAUAGUGACUGCCUUAAAACCGACGCCGGCCCCCGACCUCCAGGCGACGCGUGAAAAUAAAGCACCUCCCUUAGAUGUCUACUACACGACUAACAAAGCAAAUGGUGACAACCGCCCGAGGAAAGAGACUAAAAGCUUUCGGAUAGGGUCGGCGCGACGUGUCACGGAGAGUGCACGGAACGGUGAAGUAGAGAGGCACGCCCUCCCGCCGCCCGCGGCGCGCCUGCUGCCCGGCCGGGGAGACCCAGACUUCGGCACCCCCGUGUGAAGCUAAGCCAACAACACAUCAGUUGCUACCCAACCGCCUCGCUUGAAAUUUAGCGUUGUCUUCGCCGGACAGCUUAUAGGUUUGGCCUAGAUUAUUUAGUGCAGUCAAGGCAUCAAGGCACAGAAGUGGGCUACAACUCUUUAUAAGUUAUAACGACAUUUGCCGCCUCGGGUAUUCUCGAUAAUGCUUUCAAACUGAUGGGUGCUGAGAUCGGGUCAGUUUGGAAUUUUGUAUUUUUUUUAAUUGGGCUAAUUCUGGUGUAGUAGUGUCAAUUCACUAUUAUGAUAUAUCGCCCAGUAGUAGUAGGGUCAAGGUACCAUCCUAUCAGGCGUUUAGUUGUCAACUCAAUGAAUAAAAAAACGUCUAUAUGCGUCAAGUCUUGUUUGCACUAAACCUGUCAUCGCACAGUUUUUGGCGGCUGGCGGAUCGCGUAGACAAUAUGCAUAUUGUAAAUUGCAUUAAUAGGCGACUGCUUCGUUUGUAGUCCACAAGAAGAUAAAACAUCAUAAUUUUGUUUUCGACAUGGAUUUUUUCAGUCAACAGAACAUUUCCUUAUGCCGCUAUCCCAUUGGCGAUUUUCGACCGUUGACAUUUCUCUGACGUCUGUCGAGGAACAACGUUUUUUUGAUUGCAACGUUGAAGCCUUGGAAAUGCGACGUAACGAAUUAUUUACGAUAAAAGAGCUGGAGAAACAUUCGGGAAACACUAACGUUGACAAAACGCCAGUGAGAUAACUGCCUAAAGUGUUUUUCAGAUAGCAUCGGUACGGUGACAGUCGCCUGUAUGACGUUCGUGACUAUCGUGAAUCGCGGCAAACUUUAAACAGUGAAACGAACUGUCACCCGCACCAUCCUACAUGAAAAGAAAUGUAAGGAAGCAUUCCGUUAACUGUAUCAUCCGUGCAAUUUGUACACUGUAGAUUGUCAUAGGCAUAUCCAGCGAAAAAAUUACAUCAUCGACAUAAUGCAGAUUUUUGAUUUAUUAUUAACUUGCGGAUCAUUAAAGUGCUUUUUUUUCCGCCGGUAUUGGUCGACAUUUGUCUCUUCUCGUGAUAUGCCGUAGUGCACAUCGUACCUAGGCCUAGUGAAUGAAUAUCAUAAAAUCUUAAACACAAUUAUACAAUCUGUGAUUACUGAUGAUGAAUUGCAUCAUUUUGGUAUUGAUCGAGUACCAAGAUCUACUCUUACAAUAAUGCAUGAGAUAUAAUAUAUGUAAUCGUAUUUUAAAAGGCUAAGGCUGCGUCUGUAUAAAAAAUAGUUCGCUAGAUCUUAUUGUUCUAGACACCUGCUAGUGUUUUCUUUUUUCUUGUCUUUUUAGUUAGGUUUACUAUUGGGAAAAGUCGAGUUAAAAUGCAAUUAAUAGGAAUAUCACUUUGUAUAAUAACUGUUAGACAUUAUUCCAUAGUCGAUUUUUAUUAUUAUUUUUUUAUAUUUAAAAGUUUCAAGGGCCUAAAAGGCAAAAAAAAAUGUCAGCCCUGUCGUACCCUAAUUAACAAUUGUCUGUUAUUAACGAAUAUAUAAAUAAUUGUGUUGUCUUACGAACCUAUAGAAAUUUACUGCAAUCCACGUUAUCAAGUACGCGUUCCCGAGAUAAAGGAUCAUGACGGUCAGACUGACAACAAAGUGAUCCAUUAAAAAGUUUCAGUUUUAUCCCUUUUGAAGCACUUAACCUUAAAACAUUUAUGUUUUUAAAGUCUAAAGUUACUGAAUAUGUACUAAAUACCAUAAAAAGAUCGUCUUAAUUGCAAUUUCUUUCAGAAUUUGGAUUUAUCUAAUACACCCUCGCAUUUUGUUCAACAAGUUUAUUACAUAUUUAUUUUGUAAAUAUUUUAUAGUUAUUUAUUUUUAUAGAUACUGCCUUAUUUAUAAUGUUAGUUCAAGGAAAAUAAAAUCGUAGUUAUUUCUUUUAACUUUAAAGGAUCUGACAAAAAUGUGUAGGUCUCUCAAAUGACCUAUGUGAAGCAUAAAUUGUGAUUUAUUUUGUAAAGUUUCAGAAGUUUCAGUCACUGAGUUUUUCCUUGACAUAGUUACACGAGCAAACUAUUCAGUUUAGUGAAGGAAUUUCAGCGCGAAAUCUUUGUUGAUCUCCGACGCGAUGGCGCGUCGCAUGAACGGAGCGUUACACAGAAUUUUUCAGUGCCCACGCAUUGUAAACAAUGACGAGUUGACGACAAAAUCUUUCAAGGUCACUUCAACGAAUUACUUCAUCAUUUCACUGCUACGCCGUUUUAUUUGUGUCAACUGUCAAGCUCCACGAUUGCAUUCCUGGCAUACCAUAAUAUGUCUUAAUAAAAUGUGUUUAUUAUGACUUAGAUAAUGGUAAUUGAAUUUUUAACUCGAUUGUUGGUUGUGAAUGCAAGAAUGUUUUGUAAAGGAUCACGCAAUUUGUUAAAUGAACUAGUUACGAUGAUAAAUUAUAUCAUAAAUGGAUGUCCGACUAAUUAAUCUAGGUUUCUCUUAAGUAGAUUAGAGCCAUCCAUCACGCUGCCCCUGCACGAGCCGUGAUAGCCCAGUGGAUAUGAUCUCUGCCUCCGAUUCCGGAGGGUGUGGGUUCGAAUCCAUGAACCUCCAAAUUUUUCAGUUGUGUGCAUUUUAAGAAAUUAAAGUUCACAUGUCUCAAACGGUGACGGAAAAACAUUGUGAGGAAACCUGCAUACCAGAGAAUUUCCUUAAUUCUCUGCGUAUGUGAAGUCUGCCAAUCCGCACUGGGUCAGCGUGGUGGACUAUUGGCCUAAUCCCUCAUUGUGAGAGGAGACUCGAGCUCAGCAGUGAGCCGAAUAUGAGUUGAUAACGAUGAUCACGCUGCCCCAAUGUCAGUUUACUUUGAAAAUUGUAAUAAUUUGCACAAAAGUUUCGAUAGACGCUUCUAACAUUGAAACAAAAACGCCUAAUUAUUACUUUUCAUUAUGUUCGUUGUAAUAUAAAAUACUUAUUAGAUGGGUGUGUUUACUCAACUCUAUUAAUAUACCUAUUUUUUUUUGUAACGAACUAAUAAACCUAGGCAUCUAUUAUAAUAUGUGCUCUAUCGAACAGCUGUCUGGACAUCUGCCAAAGUAACGAGGAUAGCGUAACUCUUUUGUUUGUAAAAUGGAACUUUAAAUGGGCUCCGACAUUCGAGAUGGUAAACUUGAGGAGCGCUACCGAUCAUUUAGAAAAAAAAAGUUUGUACCUUAUAAGCGCUAAUAGGCUACUUGACUCUUUUUUUAAAUGGUCUUAUAUAGUUCAUUAUCGUUCUACUAGACUAAAAAAAAUCAUAUUUUUUUAGACUUGAUUACAUGAAAAUAUUAGCUUUUAUAUAUGUUUUUGGCUAGACGAGCCAAAACGCCUGUCGGCCAUGGCAGUCUAUAUUUCAAAUGUUUCAUGACGUCACUAGAAUAAAUCCCAUACAAAUGGAGCGUUUGACAAAAUAUUAGUUAACAAUUAGUUCAACGUUUAGUACAUCAAGGGUGUUAGUGACGUCACAAAAUGGACGACAGCAUUUUUGACGUUUGGAAAAUUUGAAAAAUACGUGAUAUUUAAAUUAAGUUUUAAAAGAAAUCCUUAACUUUUAUUAAUUGAUAUCGAUAUAUUUCGGACCCUUAUUCCAUGUACUACACGAAAUUAAUAUUGUUUGUUUUUAAUUUGAUAUGAGUCAACUACCCUAUUACAGUGACUAUUGUAAAUCAUUUUAUAAAUUACCUGUUAUCUGUCUAUGUCAUAAAUAUUUAUAUUGUAUCAUAAAUGAUUUUGCGUGAGCGACUUUUCAUAUCUUAACAAGACCAAAUGUAUUGUAGUUUUUUUUUGUUAUUUAUGAGAUCGUGGUUACCGUAUUUUUAUAAAAUGACUACCCAACAUUAAUAUGUUUAUCUGCGGGCCUAUUAACUAUUUUGGUCUUUGUUAUCAACUUAUUAAAAUAAACAUCAAAUCAAUUGACAUACUCGUAAUGUCAUUUACCUACUGUGUGAUAUCCAUCAGUAAGCACCUGAUGACAUUUCUAGGUACAUUUAAUCUCAAUUUCGUUAAUGUCAACUAGCAUAGGUCAAAGAUAGUGAAUAAGCCUGCUCAGUAAUGAUGACAACACACAAAGCGACACCCACAGUAAGGCCUAGUUCGGACUACUUUAGUAUUUUAGUCGAGUCUCUAUUCGAUCUAACCGAUCGACACCUUGAGCGAACACUUCAUUGCAUUGUUGGUGUAUGAGUGAAAUAUUUUUAAAUCAUUCAACGUGUGUGAUUGGGUGUUGCCAUUAAGUAUUUUACCAUAUAACAUUCCUUAAGUGCUGUAUAAUAUAGGUAUAGCAUUGCUUUACUAUAGGUAUAAGUUGCGGCUUCAAUGCGAUGUUUAAAAUUUACAAGACAAUACGCAUUUGUAUAAUUAAUUUAUAGCAAAUGGAUUAAAUUUGUAUAAAUAAAAUACCAACUUUUUUAUUUUCUUUAAACACCAUGACUUUUGACAUGAUCUUUCAAAAGCUUCAUAGAGACCGUGUUUCCCAGCAAUAGCACUGCUACAGUCCGACCGCUCAGAGAUUGCGUCUAGCUUGAACUUUCAAAAACUUCAUAGAGACGGUCUCUCCCAGCAAUAGCACUGCUAAAGUCCGGCCGCUCAGAGAUUGCGUUUCUGAAAUGUCGUGAUCGAAUGGGACAAACAUAUACAAUUCCAAUUGGCUAGUUAUUUUGUCUCAUCACUACAAAGACAAACAGUUGGCAUACCCUUGAAACAGCGCAGUUCAAUAACCUUGUACGCCAGUUCUAAGUUACAUCGCCCAUUCGAUCACGACGAGAAACGCAAUCUCUGAGCGACCGGACUUUACCUAUAUAACAUUAAGCUGCUUUUGAAAAAUAUUUGAGAAGCCUCUCUCUCUCUUGCCAAAAGCAAAAACAUAGUGGUAGCACUACCUUUACUGUUAUUAAACAACAACCAAUUAUUGAUAGUUUUAUCAGAUUAUUAGAAUCCUAUUGGAAAAUUGUAUAAUUACUUACAUAUUUAGAUGACUUGAAUUUAAUUAAAUUUAAUGAACGUAAAUCAAGAAAUCAGCUACCUUAGUACCCAUAACAUUUCGGGGUUAGAGACCUAGGUAUCUAUAUCUAUGUAAGGUAAGUAUUUUCCAAAUAUAUUUAUCUUAUUAUUAUUAUAAUUUAAUAUCUUAAAAUAUAAUACUUAAAAAUAAUAUAAUUUAUUAUCUUAUUUAAAAUAAGAACAUAAUAUUAACCAAAUAAAAUAUAAAUUAUUAACAACUUAGCAAGGUAGCUGCAGUCCCAAGUGGAUUUUUGGAUUUACCGCCCAAAGAUCGUUCAGUACUCGACUAAAAUACUAAAGUAGUCCGAAGUAGGCCUCAAGAUACUGUAGUUAAAAGGUCGCACUUUAAUUACUGUUUAAUACGACACAAAAGAUUGCUUUGUUUGGUUGCGUUUAGAAGCCAGGUGUCAAGAUAAUGCGCACGGGUUAUACGUAGUCGCGAGUUUGAAUUAAUGUGUUCCUUAGGCCUAACUGAAAAGAGGGUAAAUGGGAUAAAUGUAUAAAAAAAAUCAAACUAAAUCUAUAUUGAAAUAUAUUUUAAAACACGAUUUCUCCCUUUGAUCUUAGAGGCAUAAAUUCUCUGUCUAUUCUAUAGUUUACAUUCCUCCGAGGGCAAAUGAAUGAUGACAGGUAAACACUACUGUCAAUGUGUCAAGUGUCAGUUUGACAUUUACCUAAUUACUAAUGGCCAAGCCUAUCUUUUUACGUUGAGAUUUUGUUCUAAUUUAUUUUAUUUUUGUAAAUCAGAAAAUAAUUUUACAGAAAUGGUUGUUAAAAUUUAUAUAAGUGGUAUCUCCGGGAACAAAGAGGCGA